AUGCCCGUCACCACAUCCAAGCACGUCGUCGCCAGCUGCGUCCUCGCCUGGGGACACGCCCGCCCCAUGAUCACCUUCGCCGCGCGACUCGUCCAGCUCGACCCGGACGUGCGCGUCACGGUUCUCGUCACUGCCGCACACUUCGACCGGCUCGUGAAGGAAUCGACGCGCAGCUUCGAAGAGGGCGACACUCAAGCGGCGCAACGUCUGAGGAUCGUGUGCGUCGGGCAACCUAACCACCCGCUUGGGGACGGCUGCAUCGGGCCUUUCUGGAAGACCCUGCUUGCCGGGGAGGGUCCUGUAUGCGCGCAAACUGGGACUCAGCACAGUGCCUGGCCGAAGCCGAACGCGGUCGUGCUUGAUAUCUUCGCCGUUCAGGACACCAAGAUCGUUCGGUCCAUCAGCGGCUCCAGCGUGAAGGUGUAUUCGUGGUGGCCUGGUGAAACGUACACCUUCUUGUGCUCGUUCGGGGACAAGAAGAUCGGGGGUCGCGGGAACCUCCAUCAGCAGAUAGAGGAGGAAGUGAGCAGAUCCGGUCGCUCAUACAUGGACGUGAGCAUGGAGAUGAUCAACGUGCCAAGAGGGGAGGUAGUGGAACUCCCCGGGCAUCCUCCAAUGUACGACUGGGAGCUCAGUCCUCAGCAGAGUCUGAUAGUCGCAUUGCAGUUCCCCCUUCCGGACGAAUUUGCGCUCUCUAUAUUCCCCCUCACGAAUGCCUCUCAAGCAACAGUCGACGGGAUUAUCUCGAUCUCCUUCGAGUCCUGGGAACCCGAAGCGUUCAAGCUCGCGAGGAAAUGGUUCGGCGAAACGGGUCGCCCCGUUUACAUCGCUGGACCGCUGCUCCCCACCGCGUCUAAGGCGACCCUGACGGCCAAUGAAAAAUCCCAGUCGGCGGAGGGUGCGGAGAUCCAGAAGCUUCUGGACGACACGCUUGCGCGUUCGGGACCGCAGUCUUUGCUCUACAUGUCUUUCGGGUCGAUUUUUUGGCCCGUCGGCUCCCCCGAGAAGGUCUGGGCGUUCCUCGACGUUUUAAUGGAGAUGGACAUCCCCUUCAUCAUGAGCCACGCCUCUCCCAUGGCCGUCGUACCGGACGAGGUGAAGGCGAAGGUGAAAGAGUACGGGAAAGGAAUCUUGUCGCCAUGGACACCACAACAGACGGUCCUCUCCCACCCAGCGACGGGUUGGUACGUCUGUCACGGGGGCCAAAACGGGCUGACGGAAGCCAUCGCCGCCAGCGUGCCGAUGAUCAUGUGGCCCUUCAACGCCGACCAGCCGUCGAACACCGCCUUGGCCACCGACGUCCACAAGAUCGGCUACGAGCUGCUCGAGGUCCGGACCGCCCACGGCUUGAACAAAGUGUACCGCACGGGCUACACUCCGGUCGGCACUGUCGACGCUGUCAAGGCUGAGGCGCGUCGGGUUCUCACACAGGCCUUCGGAGAGGACGGGAAGGAGAAGCGUGCACGGCUCCCAGCGAUCAGGGAGGCGAUGCUUGGGGAGUGGAAGGAGGACGGUCGGUCGCGGCGGGAUGUGCUCGCGUUCUUAGAGAGCUUAUAG
This is a messenger RNA of Epithele typhae, 1557 nucleotides long. Its product is annotated as UDP-Glycosyltransferase/glycogen phosphorylase. The transcript has 11 exons. Gene Ontology annotation, molecular function: UDP-glycosyltransferase activity. The coding region runs from base 1 to 1557 and encodes 518 amino acids. The record is from RefSeq and is a predicted model, not a curated record. Lineage: Eukaryota; Fungi; Basidiomycota; Agaricomycetes; Polyporales; Epitheliaceae.